Messenger RNA from Gadus chalcogrammus (walleye pollock), 1202 nucleotides. RefSeq names its product troponin T, fast skeletal muscle isoforms-like. Bases 111 to 1001 code for a protein of 296 amino acids. The record is from RefSeq and is a predicted model, not a curated record. Gene Ontology annotation, cellular component: troponin complex. NCBI's taxonomy places the organism in Eukaryota, Metazoa, Chordata, Actinopteri, Gadiformes, Gadidae. The transcript has 14 exons. Gene Ontology annotation, molecular function: troponin I binding; tropomyosin binding; troponin C binding. Gene Ontology annotation, biological process: sarcomere organization; muscle contraction; regulation of muscle contraction.
ACAGAAGGACAUAAUCAGCCCGGUAAGUUUGCAGAACCUUACAGCCAGUCUGGGCCAACAGAGUGCUUACUUCUUUCAGCUUUUCUGAGGUCUAUAAGUCCACUGUCACCAUGUCUGACACUGAAGAUGUUGAUCAGGUCGAGGCCGUGGAGGAGGAGGUAGUUCAGGAGGUAGAGGUGGCCCCGGAGGCGGGCCCCGAACCAGAACCAGAACCAGAACCUGAAGCGGAACCAGAGCCAGAGCCUGAGCCAGAGCCAGAGCCAGUGGUAGAACCAGAACCAGAACCAGAGCCAGAGCCAGAGCCAGAAGCUGAGGAGCUGGAAGAUGCCACUGGAGAGGAAGACGAGAAGCCAAAGUUCAAGCCAAGCGCACCCAAGAUUCCCGAUGGUGAGAAAGUGGACUUUGAUGACAUCCAGAAGAAGCGUCAGAACAAGGAUCUGUCGGAGCUCCAAGGCCUGAUCGAUGCUCACUUUGAGGGCAGGAAGAAGGAGGAGGAGGAGCUGAUCGCCCUCAAGGAGAGAAUUGAGAAACGUAGGGCUGAGAGAGCUGAGCAGCAGAGGAUCCGCUCUGAGAAGGACAAGGAGCGCCAGGCCAGACGCGAGGAGGAGAGGCUGAAGAGGGAGGAGGCUGAUGCCAAGAAAAAGUUUGAAGAAGAUGCAAAGAAGAAGUCGGCUCUGUCCAACAUGGGCUCCAACUACAGCAGCCAUCUUCAGAAGGCUGACCAGAAGAGGGGAGGCGGAAAGAAGGAAACAGAGAGAGAGAAGAAGAAGAAGAUUCUGGCUGGAAGACGCAAGGGUCUGAACAUCGACCACCUCAACGAGGAUAAGCUCAAGGACAAGAUCAACGAGCUCCAUGAAUGGAUGAGCACUUUGGAGUCUGAGAAGUUCGACCACAUGGAGAGACUGAAGAGGCAGAAGUAUGAGGUUACAACUCUGCGUAAGAGAGUGGAGGAGCUCAGUAAAUUCAGCAAGAAGGGAGCUGCUGCCCGCCGCAGGAAGUAAGCUGAACGCCCUCAGCUCAGAAGAACCCAGAGCGCCGCGCCGUCGGCCCCGUGGACGAUGAGUGCCGUGCGGUGUGGCCCCUCGGCCAGGGGUCCAACGCCUCCGUCCGGCCCCUUCGCCGGGUGCCUCUGUGUGGAGCUCGCUCCAUCGAGCUUCCUGUUUGGUUCUCAGUAUUUUUGUAAAUAAAGUUUGACUCUUCAA